UCUGUUUCGCGAAGGUGGUGCCACAUAAAUAAAUACCGAACAGUGACUGCGAAAUCAGUUUAUAUUACUGCUCCUGCUGGUUUGUCUAUACUUAGUUUUUAUACUUAGGUAUUCUGAUUAAACAGUGUUUAAGUUUUGAUGGUGAUAUAUGGUAUAUUCGAAACUUGAAGGCUUAGAACACUGUUAACUCCCAAUAAAAUGUUCAGUACAGCACCGGUAUUUCAUUCAAUACCAAAAGAUCAAGUUUUAACAGAGGGAUCUUCUAUAAAUCUUUUAUGCACUGUCCACAGCAAAUCACACUGUUGGUCUGUAUGGGAUAAGAAUGGAACCGUAUAUAUCCCUUCCUACAGAAUAGUUAUCGCCGAAUCAUCCAACACGAAAUGUUUGAAAAUUUCAACAGUAUGUUUGUCAGAUUCUGGAUUGUAUAGAAUUACUGUAGAAAAUAAAUACGGACGUGUAGAGGCUUCUAUAAAUGUAAAGGUGAUAGAAAAUCCAGUUACAAAGGACAUCCUUAACGAGCCGAUAAGAAUAAAACGCCAACUAAUGAUACAUCAGCUAGAUUCCGAUGAAGUUAUACUCGUAGGGCAGUAUCGAAGUACAACGCUGCCUGCCGUAAAAGUUUAUCUGGAUGAUAAAAUACAGCAUGGCAUAAAUAAAGUUCAAAUAACGGCUAACGACCAGGCAGUUAUUCUAAUGAAAGAUAGACCUCCAUUCAAAGCAAAAAGCUAUUGCUGCAUUUUGCAGACUACGUCUGGUAAAACUACAGCCACAGUAGCAUCCGUGAUGGCAAACCGAGAAUCAACUAUAUUACCACCAAGAGUGCUGAACAAUGCAUCAGAGUUUGUUACCUCAUUCGAAGGUUGCGAAACUGAUAUUACGGUCAAAGUUGAAAAUGAAUUGCCUUUUACUUACAUUUGGAAACGAAACGGCGAAAUAAUACAGGAUUGUAAGGAAUUUAGGUAUAUUGAUCAUGGCCAUGGUGUGGUGUCGCUGAGAAUUAUGGAUCCAUUCGUGUUAGAUUCUGGAAUUUACGAAUGCAUUGUUGCGUCCGCUGGAGGAACGUGUCGAGUACAAUCUCGUUUGAAAAUAUUAGAAACUGAUUGUGCCGUUAAAUCGCCACCUCAAAUAUUGAUGUACCCACAAUCAUAUGUAGCGGAGCUGGCAUCCGUUGUUAUUGUUUGCGCUCAUGUUGUUCCACAAAACUGUGUUGUCAGAUGGAAAAUCUGUGGUAUUAUUAUAGAUAAGGAUUCCGAUAAUAUUCAGAUGAUAACAAAUACGGAUGGACUACACAUUCUCUACAUUCAUGAUGUAACUUUUGAUCAUAGUGGGGAGAUACAAUGUAUAGCAACUGUUCCCAACUAUAAUCUGACCACCACAGUAUCCAGUAUUUUAGCCAUCACACCUCCUCUAUGCAAUGGACGAACAAUUGAAAAGCUAAAAAAAAAGCAACAACCAUAUUUUACGAACAUGUUAGAAAAUUGCAGAGUUUUCACAGGAAGUACGCUGGUACUCGAUGUAAAAUUCAGUGGAUAUCCUGAACCUCAAGUUAUUUGGAUGCGAACGGGUCGCCCUAUUGAGGACACCAAUGCAUCAAUUGCUACUACGCCUGGACAAUCAGUUCUUACUAUUAAUGGUAUUAAUGCAAACCAAAGUGGAAAAUAUGCUGCUUUCAUAAUUAACAAUUAUGGCAGUGAAACUAUGUCCGCUUCUGUAGGCGUCGAAGGUCCUCCAGAUCCGCCUAGUGGAAAACCAAACGUUGUACUGGAUUCUCAAGGAGUUAUUGUGAAUUGGUGUGGACCUCCAUAUGAUGGUGGAUGUAUGAUUUCUGGUUUUUUACUCGAAAUUCAAAUAAUGGAUGGUGCGUGGGAUGUACUGGCAAUUGUAUUUGAUUCCCUUUCUUACUUUGUGAAAAAUUUGACAUCUGAAUCAACAUACAAAUUUCGAAUACGAGCUAAAAAUGCCUAUGGAUAUAGUGAACCUGGUCUACCUAGUGAUGUCGUUACAAUUCCUUCUCAAAAUUCCUUUAGCGAGAAGCAAAAUUGCUAUACAAACUGCGAGGUUAAUCAAAAAGAGCAAUUUUCAGAAGUAUAUGACUCGUUGGAAGAACUUGGUCGAGGAAGAUUCGGCGUGGUUUCCAAAGUGAAGCACCGGAAAACUGGAGAUAUACGUGCAGCUAAACUAGUAAAGUGCAUCAAAUCGAGCGACAGGAAAAAGGUGCAAGAAGAAAUCGCCAUUAUGAGAUCUUUGCAACAUCCUAAGUUACUGCAAUUGAUACAGUGUUUCGAAGGAACUCGUGAAAUUAUCAUGGUAGUAGAAUAUAUAAGUGGUGGAGAACUCUUUGAAAGGGUUGUAGCAGAUGAUUUUACGUUGACCGAAAAGGAUUGUAUCAUGUUCAUGCGUCAAAUAUGCGAAGGCGUAAACUAUAUGCAUAAUUUGUUAGUUGUGCACCUUGAUUUGAAACCUGAAAACAUCAUGUGCAGUACGCGAAAUAGUCAUCAGGUGAAAAUAAUUGAUUUUGGCUUGGCUCAACAAUUGUCCCAGAACACAUCAGUACGAGUGCUGCUAGGAACACCGGAAUUCGUCCCUCCAGAGAUAAUCAACUACGAGCCUAUAGGUUUGCAUUCCGAUAUGUGGAGCAUUGGUGUUAUUUGUUAUGUUUUAUUGUCCGGAUUAUCACCAUUCAUGGGCGAAACUGACGUUGACACGUUCAACAACAUAACUCGAGCGGAAUACGAUUUUGAUGACGAUGCUUUUCACAUUGUGUCAGAAGAAGCUAAAGACUUCAUAUCUGGAUUAUUACUAUAUCGAAAGGAGGAUCGACUCUCGGCUGAACAAUGUCUACAAACCAAGUGGCUGUCCUUAGAUUCUGCUACGCUGGGAAAUUCAAAAAUUUGCACAAACAAACUGAAAAAGUUUAUCGUCAGACGAAAGUGGCAGAAAACUGGAAACGCCAUACGAGCACUUGGGCGCAUGGCCUCAUUGUCUGCCUCACGACGGAAUUCAUCUAGCACUGGAGUGAAGCUAAGCACAAAAAGCUCGGAAUGAAAACAUUAGAAAUAAUUUAGUAUUUACAUAAUUUUAUACUCGAAGCUUAGUGAGCUGUCAAACAUUGCCUUCCAUGACAUAUUAAUCAUGAAAUAUGUUAAAAUAAAAGUAAAAUUAGAAUUUAUUGAAUCCAUAGUGCCUUGCACACACAUAUACAGCCACUAAUAUAUAUAUAAAUAGUAUGUAAGGAAUAAUGCACAUAUAUGUACGUUAAAUGUUGAUUUUGUUCUGAUUUCAUAUUUGUUUUAGUUUGUUGACUUUUAAUAGUUGUUUACGGUCUUUAAAAUCUACUCAUUGUUUCACAAAUUUAAAAUUAGAAAUUUAUAAAAGUAUUAUAAAGCAUUUUCAUACAGUCAGAGGGUAUGAAAAUAAGCGAAAUUUGUUUAAAAUACAUUUGGUUAUGCUAAACAUUAGGAAUCUCUAUAGGAUGGCGUUUUAAAGAAUAAACUAUAUACUUUUGACUAAA
Armigeres subalbatus is the source of this 3511-nucleotide messenger RNA. Its product is annotated as myosin light chain kinase, smooth muscle-like. Lineage: Eukaryota; Metazoa; Arthropoda; Insecta; Diptera; Culicidae. Gene Ontology annotation, molecular function: ATP binding; protein kinase activity; protein binding. The coding region runs from base 199 to 3045 and encodes 948 amino acids. The record is from RefSeq and is a predicted model, not a curated record. Gene Ontology annotation, biological process: protein phosphorylation. The transcript has 8 exons.